Micropterus dolomieu (smallmouth bass) is the source of this 3326-nucleotide messenger RNA. RefSeq names its product macrophage mannose receptor 1-like. Gene Ontology annotation, molecular function: signaling receptor activity. Lineage: Eukaryota; Metazoa; Chordata; Actinopteri; Centrarchiformes; Centrarchidae. The transcript is spliced from 24 exons. The record is from RefSeq and is a predicted model, not a curated record. The coding region runs from base 25 to 3153 and encodes 1042 amino acids.
UCUUCAAUCCUCUGCAAGAAAUGCAUGGAUCAAGUCUUCCGCCGUAAGACUCCCAUCUUUUUAACCAUGAAGAUAACUGGUACAGCCUUUGUGCUCCUCAUCCAAACAUUGCAGUGUUUGGCUUCUGAUGAUUCACCAUUUCAACUAACUAACACAGCCACUGGUUUUUGUUUGGUUAAAACUAAUAACCACUGCACUGACAUUCGUUGGACAACUGGUGACCGACUUCUUGUUCAGCAAAGGAAGAAGUGCCUGGGAGUCCAGGGGGAAAGCGUGGGGAGUGAAAUAAGCCUCUACGAUUGUGAUGAAAACAGCGAACUCCAAAAGUGGGAAUGCAAGAAUAACACAGUGCUCGCCCUCAAAGGCCGAGAGCUUUACAUUGAGCUCACUGCAGAUAAUACAGCAGUUCUCUCCAAAACAAUUGGACCCAAUAACCACCUCACAAUCUCAGGGACAUCCAGCGGGGCUUGCACAAGAACAUACAGAGAACUUUAUGCCAUUGGUGGAAGUGCAGCUGGAAUGCCGUGCAUGUUUCCCUUCCUGUACCAUGACCAGUGGUACUCUGACUGCACUACGGCUGACUCCUCUGAAAAGGGUCUUUGGUGUGCAGUUGAAACUAAAUAUCAAAAUGAACGCUGGGGCUACUGCCCAGUUACUUCCAAAGAGGGCUGGAAAAUACACCCAACAACAGGAGCGUUUUACCAGCUCAACGCAAACUCCGCUCUGACCUGGUCCCAGGCUGACACCAGCUGCAAACAGCAGGGGGCCUCCCUGCUCAGUAUCACAAAUCCUCACGAGCAGGCUUAUGUCACAGCAUUACUAGGGACAGGGGGCAAUAAGCUUUGGACUGGGCUGAUUCUGGAUCCAGAACAUGGCUGGAAAUGGUCUUCCGGGAGGCCUUACCGCUAUCUGAAAUGGGACUCAGGACAUCCACUUCCUAAUCCGGGAUACAACUGUGCAAUUUUUGAUCCUGCUGUACAGUACUCCUGGCAAAGUUCACCUUGCAGCAAGAAACUUGGGUACAUCUGUUACAGUGAAGUGGCUGAGCAACAGCCUACGCAAGCUAUUGAGACAGGAUUUUGUUCAAGUCCUUGGACUUCCUACAAUGGUCAUUGCUUCCACCUCAGUCGCACUCAGAAAACAUGGUCUGAUGCCCAAAGACAGUGUCGUAAUGAUGGAGGAGACCUGGUCAGCAUCCGCAAUGUGGAGGACCAAAGCUUUGUCAUCUCUCAACUUGGAUAUGCAUCCGCUGAUGAGCUUUGGAUUGGACUGAAUGACAGGAAGACAGAGGGGUUGUUUGACUGGAUUGACCACACUACUGUCAGUUUCACUAGCUGGGAAUUUGGGAAACCUUCUGUCUCUACUGAAAUAAAGGACUGUGUUCUCAUCAGUGGAGAGAAUGGAAACUGGGCUGACCGUGUCUGUGAAGAGAAGCAUGGCUUCAUUUGUAUGAAGAUGAGUGCCUCAAAACCCACUGGAGAUGAAGUGGAGCAGGAUGUCGGCUGCAAACCUGGCUGGAGAAGACAUGGCUCAUACUGCUACUUUAUAAGCACACAGAUCAAAACUUUUGAUGAAGCUAAAGAUGACUGCAAAAGUUCAGGUUCUUACUUAGCUGAUGUUUCAAAUGGGGUGGAUAAUGCAUUCCUCGUCAGCUUGGUGGGGUUGAGACCAGAGAAAUACUUCUGGCUGGGCCUCUCAAACCAGAAAAACAUUGACGAAUUUGAGUGGACCAACACAGACUCAGUGAGAUUUACUCACUGGAAUGCUGAAAUGCCAGGUCACCAACAGGGCUGUGUUGCCAUGAAAACUGGGAUUUUUGCUGGCCUCUGGGAUGUGCUGCCCUGCAACAAUAAGGUGAAAUACAUCUGCAAACACCUGGCAGAGGGCGCGGUUUUGACCCCUCCACCACCCACUCGUGCCCCUACCGGGUGUGUUGACGGCUGGACUCCAAUAGGAUCAAGAAACUAUUGCUUCAAGUUGUUUAAAGAGUCCUCUUCAGAAGAGAGGACGUGGUAUGAGGCCAGAGAUUACUGCAAGGCCAUCGGAGGAGACCUGCUCAGCAUCCACAGCGAGGCUGAGCUACAACAGCUACCAGGACGCCAUGAAACAGUCUGGAUUGGACUUAGUGCCCCUGACCCAGUCACUGGUUAUGUAUGGAGUGAUGGAUCCCCAGUAAACUUUCAACACUGGGAGGAUGGAGAGCCAAACAAUAAAAACAACGUAGAGUCUUGCACUGAAUUCAAAGUGUAUAAGCGUAGUAGCAGUGGGUCUUGGAACGAUGUGCACUGUGAGACGAGCCAUAACUGGCUGUGCCAGAUCCGUGCAGGAGUGACUCCAAGUCCACCUCCAGAACUUUCUAAAGAUUAUAAUAAGACCUCAGACGGGUGGCUGGAAUGGAAUGGGAAUCAGUAUUAUAUUAACAGCAUGUCGAUGGCCAUGGAAGAAGCUCGUCACUACUGCCAACAGAAGCAUGGUGACUUGGUAACUAUCAACAGUGAAGCUGAAAGUGUCUUUCUGUGGAAACAGAUAUCCAAAAGUUAUAGGUCUUACUGGAUAGGCCUGACUGUAGAUCUUGAUAGUACAUUUGGGUGGAUGGAUGGUUCUCCAGUGGUGUUUCAAAGGUGGGAUGAAAAUCAACCUGACUUCCUAAACAAUGAUGAGAAUUGUGCUGUCAUGAAGGGCUCUAUGGGGUUCUGGCAUGAUUAUAAUUGUGGGUUUGAGCACAACUCCAUAUGUAAACGCAGUGGUUCACCACCUGUCAACACCACUGUAGCACCGACAGUUCCUCCAACAGGUGGUUGUCCACAAAACUGGAAAAAAUUAGGCUCAAAGUGUUACAACAUCAUUACCAGCCAGAAUGAGACAUGGGAGGGAGCGAGGACACAGUGCAAUGCAAUGGGAGGAAAUCUGGCCUCAAUUCUUUCAAGACAUGUGCAAGUGUUUUUGACAACUAAAAUGGCUAAGGAACCUACCAAAGACCUGUGGAUUGGUUUGCAUAAUAUAAAAGGUGGCCAAUUUUAUUGGACUGAUGGGCGACCAAUGAGAUACAACAAUUGGGGAUUUGAAAAUCAACAUCGUCUAAUUUAUCACAGGCCUUUUAUGCAUGAUUACGAUUUCUACAGUUUACGUCAUUUGGAGGUAAAACAUUAUUGAUAAUUUGCUUGUGAUGUGCAAUACCACUUCAUUUGUCUUGACUUGGAGCCAGAAUACAUUACACUUUUAUGACAAGCUGGGGUUACACCUCUGGUACACGUUUGUUCAGAAUUUCUGAUGAAUUCUAUGCAGCUGAAAAGAAAAUCUUAAAGAGGUGGUAUUAUGCUUUUUGG